CUGCGUGUCGAAUAACGGGAGAUAACGGUGACGUCUAUUCGUUGAAUAUCGCUGCUGUCCGUCUGGCCCACAGAUUAAUUAAAGACAAGUACAUUUGUCAACAACAGCUCCUGAAGCAUGUACAUCAAAAAGGAUUAAUGUCACACUGUAAAAAUAAAUACAUAAAUCAUAAUCAUUCUUUAUAUUAACAAUUUGAAUGGACUGGAAAAGUCCUAUGGACAAGAACCAAUAUUUAGAAAGUUAAUUAGGUGAUUUAAUGCCAGUGUAAGUGGAUUAGUGAGAAAACAAGAAGCUACACUCAGCCAGCAAACAUGAUCAGGAUUCAAAUGAGGACAAUAUAGGGACCACAGACCACAAUCCUAACACCUUUGCCAUUAAAUAUUGUUAACUAUAUAAUAAUAUGACAUCAAAUGCAUCUUCUAACACCUCCUGAAUUCAUAUUUUAAUGGUUAUUAACUAUUUAAUAUACUAUUUUUCUUUUAUUCCUCCAUAAUCCUCCAUUUUCCUGGACCUUUAUGUAAACAGUUAUUGGAAUUGUUUUCUAUAGUUGCCAUAGAACGUGUAAAAAAGUGUAUUAAGUAAACAUGAGUGAACAAUGAGUGCUGGAGAAGUCGACAUUACUAUAGUGUUUGUAUUUCAGAUAUCAUUAUAAAAGGUUGUACAAUUGUACAUAAACACAGAGGGAUUUGUUUAUAACUCACUUUCUCUUUUUGUGGGUUGGUGAAACGAGUAAUUCAAUAAAUAUGUGCAACCAAAUGCUGUCAUAAAAUGAUGCACUACAAAGGUUGUGACAAAAGUAACGUUAGGAGAACAUUAAUGCAACCUAAAGAGAACAUUGUGUAAAGGUUGAAUGAAGGUUGGGGCCAAAGUAACGUUAAGGGAACGUUCUGGGAACCGAAUGUGCAACUGAAAGCUAACGUUAAGAGAACGUUAGGAAAACCUUAGGACUACCUAGGGCAAAUUUCAGGGCACGUUCCCGCAACUAAAAGGUAACAUUCACAGAACGUUCUGGGAAGCAGAAAUUGUCCUGAUCUGUUGUCACAGCAGAGUGCCAGAGAACAAAGGCUUCCUAGGAUAUAAGCUUUCAUAAACACUGUGGGCAUACCACACACUCUCUCUCUGCUGAAGUGUUUGAACUAGACUGAGAAAGUCAGGGGCCAUGAUGGAGAAAACUGAGCCGUUGAAAGGAGAAGAAAAGAAAGAGGAAGAAACUCGGAAAAGUUUAUUUCAGCAUCUCAUGAAUCAGAAGAAGAAUCUGCGAGAUGAAGACACGAAGAUCGUGCUACAGCAGCUGAUCGUGAUUGCCCGGCUCCCCCGACAUCUUCAUGACAGGACAGAAGUGGGAGCUCAUUAUGAAAGACUCAACUUUCAGAUAAGCAAACACUACAUAUGGGAUCACAUGACGGGCCUGCUACUCAUUUAUCCGAACUAUCUGCUGCACAUCAUUGAAUCGUCCAGAGACGUCCUGUUCUCUGUUCUGAAAGACCUCAAAGACAUACAGCAACAGACACAAUGUUUGCUUGAGGCCCCCAAGGUUGUGUUCAUGACACACGGUGCACAGAGCAGGCUCUUCCAACAGUGGAGCUACAAGGUGCUGGAUGAAGAAAACCCAGCAGCUAAGGGACUGGAAGAAGAAGACGAGAGCACAGAGACUCUGGUGUGCAGUGUCCUCGCAGCGCUGCAAAACCUGAGCAAGCACCUUGAAUUAUCUAAGAUGGCUCUCCCCGGAUUAUUGCUGGAUAAGAAUCCAGAGCUCAUUGUUCCCCAGAAUGUUCUAGAAAAGCUGCAGGCUCGAGGCGAGCUCCUGAGUCCACAACUGUACCUACAGAUGUACGACUCCCCCGUAAACAUCAGAAUGACUUUUGGACAAGGUAUCCAAGGCAGCUGCCUCAGCACAAUAUAACUUUUUGGACAAAAGGUCAAAGCACAGCUGCGUGUCGUCAUGGUGAUCUGCAUGCACGGUGCAUCUCAGAGUGCUGUCAAUGUCGGCCAUUUACGUUUGAUUUACCUCGCCGUUCACAUCUGUAAUGAAAUGUUCUAUGUCCCGGUCGAAUGUGUUUGGCCUUCACUUCCAGCACCGUGGAUGUAACUGAUGGCCUCCCAGCAGAAAUAAACGACUGUGCUACACUGAAAAAAAUUGGACACUUUUAUACCAACAUUUAACUCACUGCCUGCAAAACACAAUUUUCAUUUGCAACAGAAGCACAGAAAAAUCCAGGUAAUAUAAAAACAUUUUUAAUAGUUUCAACAUUUGGAUGAGGAUUCUGUCUUUUUUUUCCCCUUUUAUCUUACACUUUGUUCCACUUAGUGACGGAGAGACAGCGUGUCCAAAAAAAGACAUUCCCUUUUCACACACAGCUUCAUUACAAUUUGACACAAAGAACCUUUGAGGUUUUUUUUUUUUAAAAGAUUCCUUGAUCACUUAUGUGUUCCCUUUUUUAAAUGUUGGCCCCCGUUACUUGAAAUUGAAGUUAAAAUAAAAAGAUAAUAACGGGGAUGGUACUUGUAGUGGCUGCAUGCACAACAGUGUAAUCUGUAUGGUUCAUAGCAGACAUAAGUCAUCUGAGAACACAUGGCUCUGGGCACAAACAUGUUCCAUCAUGACAUGGUGGUUUCUGGACCUCUUGACUGAGGUCCCUGUUUUAAAUCUGACUAAAAAGGAGUGAAACAAAUAAGAUGAGAAAAAUAAACAAAUCACAAGCGAUCCAAACACACAAUCAGCGGGGAGUUUGAUUAGCAAGUGUCGAUCAAUUUACUUCUAUAAAAAAAAUAAAUACAACCACAUUUAGAUAGGACCAAAGAUGAGAUGUCGUUUCAUAUGCAUGAUUUAAAAAAGCAUGCUGCUGAAUUUCACACAGGACAAUGUCAAUCCAAAGACUUUUUCCUCCCACUACAAUUAGACACUUCAAAUACCUCUCUCUAACCCCUUUUUACCUGAAACUAUGUCCACAAGACACACAACCUGCCUGCAUCACGACCUAUGAGGUGAACCCAUCGUCUAUCACCGGCACAGUCACCGGCACAUACACACUAUUUUAUUUUUUUCAAAAAAGCAGGGACCUUCAUCGUUUAGUGCCUCAAAGAAGCGAUAACACUGGGACACUGCUAAUAAAGUCGUUCUUGAUUACUGUAUGUAUGUACAAGCCUUGAUCGGAGGACGCGCUUUUAGAAUAAAAAACAAAAGAGCAGCAAAGUGUUCCAGACAAAGACAGGACAGACCGUUCACCUCAGCACAGCCAAAAAAAAAAACUAAACAGAAUAACUUAUUAAAAAUCAUUUGAGGUUUGCAUGUAGUCUUUUAAUUAAAUAUUAAAAUGAAACUGGUAUUGAUACUAAUUGUAAGCUGUACUAAUGUGAACUAUAGUUGAGCGGAGUGGAGUAGCUGAAACAGCUCCAGUUCUGUGCAGAUUGACUUCUUUUCUCUGUCCUAUGUAACAGAAAAUGUUGGAAAAAUCAGUAACAGCUGCUUUAAAUUGCAGAAAAUGCAACAAAAAAAAAAGCUUUUAAAACCUUUUUUGUAUGCACAUAAAGUAUUUUAUACGACGGACAUCAGUGUGUUAUAGCCAGCUGUCAUGUCAAACACGAUGGAGACACAUAACGAUGUCCGUCUGCAGCACAGCCACUGUCGGCUGUUUUAUUUUGAAAAUCUACAAACUAGAUUUAACCUGGAGCUUACGUCAGUGCCAUGAGAUCUACUGUAAAAAAAAAAAAACAAGUGUGUUACUGUGCGUAUUCUAUUGUUAUUGAGUGUUAUUUAUGUGGCAUGACUGUGCUAUAAUCAGCAACAAUAUAUUAUAUGUACAGUAUGUUAUACUGUUCUGUAUUCAACUACAGUUUUUAAUACAGCAUUUGUAUAUAUCUAGGUCUCUCUUUCUCUCUCUGUAUAUAUAUAUAUAUGUAUAUUUAAAUUUCCCCCUUUCAGUAUGUACAGAACAUGUACUGUAUGUACAGAGGUUGAGUAUUUACAACAUUAUAACAGUUUCAAAACAAAGAGGACGGUGGAUGUUCUCCGGACGAUAGUCACAAAACGAAACACACUUCAAGGCAAACAACAACCUGCUGCUGCUGCUGUCGUAUGCAAACCUGGUUUCUCCAUUUCAUAAUUGUUACUUUCAGGUCGCCUUUUAAAAUGCUUCCUGAAAAGGUUUUGAUGCGACAGCAGGGUCUGAAAAGUCUGGUCCCCGUGUUUUGAACGCUCUCCUCCGGGCAGAUUCACGUGUGGUGGAGACACACAACGUCACAACGAACUCAGACCCCAGUACAAAGUAUUCAGAAAUAUAUCCGUAUAAAUACUCUCGUCAAAAUAAACACACAUAUACACACAUAUACAUUAUUUGCACUCCUUGCCUCCGGGUUUUCACGAGUGCAGUCCAAAAAUAUCGGCAUCGUCGGCUCCUAGAAACUGCAGUGGGGCUGAAAGUGAAACUGCACUGUCAGAGAAAAGUGUGCUUAUGUUACCACUGGAGCUGCAGGGCUUAGUUUGAGACAGAAAUAACACAGUUUUUCGAGGAGUAAGUCUAAACAGUUGUCCUUUUUUAUUGUUAGAGGACAUGAUACCUCAGGGCAUGGGGACUAAUUCUUGUGGCUCAGGCAAUUAUUCUCCUACACUGAGCCUAAAGUGUGCCACCAGAGUGCUUAUAGACAUUUACUUAUUGAAAUGAUAAUAAUUUCAUUUUUGGUCAUUAAAAAACUCAUUUAAUAACAUUUAAUGCAGCUAUAAUCAAUGUUUGAAAAAGCGUUAUGUGUCUUUUAGCUCCCUCGUGUGGCUUUACAACCCAUACCUGUAUAUACUUUCGCCUCAGUAAACUAUUCAUCAAUUAUGUGAACAUACAAAUUAUUCUGGACUGUGUUGGAUGUGUAAAGAGGGAACUGUCUGCAAACACGUGUGUUUGUGUGUAUGUAAAAGUGAUGGUUUACAGAUCAGGCUGCACAUUAAUAGCCAAAAACACAACAACUCGAUUCAGGUUUAAAUAGGAAUACUAUUUUUACUAUUUUGUGAUCACUUUAAACUCCUAAUUUGAUUUAAAAGUCCUGGUGGCACAGUCCAGGCUCCAGUCCCUGUUUUCUUUUCUGGAAUAUGAAAUUAAACCUUGUUUGACACAGAACAAAAUCUGUGUAACUUUCCUUGCUGCCAAAUAUAAUUGUGAUUAAUCAUAGGGACUAUGUAAGUAUUUUUUUUAGGCUUCCUUUCAUAAACUGUUUCUAUCUCAUACAUUUAAUAGCUCCCUAUAGCCGUGAUGAUUAUAUUCUAUCUGAAUGAAGUGUAAUCUUUAUGGCUCUCCUGUGGGUACAAAAUAUCAUCUGACUUGAUUUAUAAUGUUAACGAUGCCACGUACUCCAGUAUAAACAGUAAAUACUCAGUGAGUGAGUGAUCAUCGGAUGCCGUGUAAAUACAGAGAUGACUGCACAUUUAAACCUCUUUGCAAUCUGUUGGUUGUUUUCCUAAGUAUCUAAAACACGCGUUGUUUUAUGCUCCAUGACACCAGCAGUGCGACAUCAUAUCGUAGAUUUACCACUUGAAUCACACACUAACAAAAUACACAUACGCACGCGCACACACGCACGCACACACACACA
Molecule: messenger RNA, 5577 nt
Organism: Solea solea (common sole)
Lineage: Eukaryota; Metazoa; Chordata; Actinopteri; Pleuronectiformes; Soleidae
Product: testis-expressed protein 47
Exons: 9
Coding region: 1160-1903 (247 amino acids)
Source: RefSeq, a predicted model, not a curated record